GUCAAUAAAACAAUAUGGAAUCGGGUGUACUUAUAAUUUUUGCUCGAAUAGUAAGGCACAAAACCUGCGCUUCAGUAUUAUUAUUACUCGCAAGCUUAGCAAGCGCCUCAACGCAUUUCCCUCAAACAAAAGUGGUGUUCACACUGGAGAAUAAUUACCACAGUGCACAAAAGCGAGAAGUUCACCGACAUCCCUGGCAAGAAAGCUCACAUGGGCAUAAUCAUAGAAUACAUGUUAGUAAUAAUGCUCCUGGAAGGGGAAGUUCCGUCGCCGAAGCAUGGAGAGCAGAAUGCGAGGAAGGGCGAGAAAUAAAUGGAAACCAAUUGAGUUCACCAACAUAUAUCGGAGCAGUAGGCUGGCAUCCAAGAAGUGAAGGGUAUCAGCAAAGGCAAAAGUCCAGCUCGGAAGAUGAUAAGCCCAAAGCAGUGCCAAUAGAUGAAAGAAGAAUUUGGGACAGACAUCUCACUAUUAGUUCCACUGAGCCAGCAAGACAAACUGAGCGAGACGAGAGUGCAGUGAUUACAAAAAUCAAUGUGGCCACAAGAAAUAAUUUUAAAACACGGCCACGCGAUCGAUAUAGAAGUCGCGAUGGUAUUCCAAUUAAAAACAAAACAAAUGGUGGCUACUAAUUUUGUUGCUAUGUUAUUCAGCAUGUCAGUAUAAGAAUAAAUUUAAGUUUAAUGAAACCAAAUAUCGAAAGAAAAGUAUAAUAAAUGGGGAAGUCUUUUUUGUAACUUAUAAA
Molecule: messenger RNA, 742 nt
Organism: Anastrepha obliqua
Lineage: Eukaryota; Metazoa; Arthropoda; Insecta; Diptera; Tephritidae
Exons: 2
Coding region: 15-629 (204 amino acids)
Source: RefSeq, a predicted model, not a curated record